AUGAAAAAGGUAUUUUUAUAUGAAUUGAUUUUUGUUGCUCAUGUUAAAUUUUGUAUUUUAAUACAAAUGCAAUCAGUAAUAUUACCUUUUCAAAAUCAAAUUAGUAGAUUUAGAUAAUUUAGGAUCCCUUAAAAAGUAUAAUAAUAGAAUUUUACUAAUAGAGGAAUUAAUGCUAAUAAUUAUUCUUAUUUGAUUUAUUUAGUUUCUUUGGAUAAUGUCUAGGGUUAAUGUUUAAAUAACCUUUUUGAAAAUUUUAGAUUAAAUUAAAUUUUUAUAAUGGCAUGA
Paramecium sonneborni is the source of this 285-nucleotide messenger RNA. The record is from the annotation of a GenBank genome assembly. NCBI's taxonomy places the organism in Eukaryota, Ciliophora, Oligohymenophorea, Peniculida, Parameciidae.